Pollicipes pollicipes is the source of this 2846-nucleotide messenger RNA. RefSeq names its product paramyosin, long form-like. The record is from RefSeq and is a predicted model, not a curated record. NCBI's taxonomy places the organism in Eukaryota, Metazoa, Arthropoda, Thecostraca, Pollicipedomorpha, Pollicipedidae. Gene Ontology annotation, cellular component: myosin complex.
AGCUCGACUCGAGGACGUGCUGCCGGGGCGUGCGUCGGGCGCGGGUGUGUCUGUUGGCAGACGGAGACCGCCGGUGGGCCGACAGCUCUGCUCUCCACGCGCCACCCAGCCACGCGCCUGCACCAUGUCCAGCUCCAAGACCACCACCCGCAAGUACACGUACACCUCCACCGGCGGUGGGAGCUCCGAUGUGCAGAUGGAGUUCCACACCGACCAGAUGGCUCUGGCACGCAUGGAGGCGCACGAAGAGCAGCUGGUUGUGAAGCGAUACAAUGACAGGAUCCGCCAGCUCCACGAAGACCUCGAAUCGGAGCGUGAAGUCCGCCAGAGGAUUGAGCGUGACAAGGCCGACCUGAGCGUGCACCUGAUCCAGAUGCGGGAGCGGCUGGAGGAGGCGGAAGCCGGCGUCGACGGCCAGAUGGAAAUCAACAAGAAGCGCGACAAUGAGCUCCUGAAACUGCGAAAGCUGUUGGAGGAUGUUCACUUGGAGAGCGAGGACAGCCUCCACGUGAUGAAGAAGAAGCAUCAGGAGACCAUCCAAGAGUACAUCGACCAGCUCGACGCCAUGUCCAAGACAAGAUCAAGAAUCGAGAAGGAGAAGAACAAGUUCCAGUCGGAGCUGUAUGAGCUCAUGAGUCAGAUGGAGGGAUCCACCAAGGAGAAGGUGGCCAUCACCAAGCACUGCGAGAAGCUGGAAGUGCAGGUGCAUGAGCUGAACGUCAGGAUUGAGGAGAUUAACAGGACUGUUAUCGACCUGACCAGCAUCAAAACGAGGAUCUCGCAGGAGAACAUCUCCCUGACGAAGGAGGUGCAGGAUCUGAAAGUGAGCAUGGAGAACAUCCAGUACACCAAGCACCAGCUGCAGACGGCCCUGAAUGAUUCCAACCGUCGUCUGGAGGAGGAGGACAGGCGUCGCAGCACCCUCGAGUCGCAGCUCCACACGGUGGAGCUGGAGCUGGAGUCGGUGCGCCACCAGCUGGAGGAGGAGUCGACGGUGCGACUCGACAUCGAGCGCCAGCUGGUCAAGGCCAAGGCCGACAUGGACAGCUGGCGCCUCAAAUACGAGGGCGAGGCUCAGGCGCGUGCCGAGGAGAUGGAGGAGCUCAGGCGCAAGUUUGCCCUGAAGGUCCAGGAGCAGGAGGAGCACAUCGAGACCCUGAUGGCCAAGCUGUCCCAGGUGGAGAAGCAGAAGUCCCGCCUGCAGUCGGAGGUGGAGGUCCUCAUCAUCGACCUGGAAAAGGCCAACGGCUCGUGCCGCGAGCUCCAGAAGCGCGUCGAGCUGCUGGAGCGCAUGAACAACGACCUCAAGGGCAAGCUGGACGAGGUGGCCGCCCUGUACGAGCAGAGCCAGCGCGACAACCGGGCCAAGGCGGCCGAGAUUCAGCGGCUGAACGCCGAGAACGACAAGCUCAAGGAGCAGAACAACAACCUGGGCCGCGACAACAAGAAGCUCGGAGACGAGAACCAUGACCUGAAGAACGCGCUGGCCGAGCUGACGCGCCGCUACCACGAGCUGGAGCUGGAGAACCGGCGGCUGGAGAACGAGCGCCAGGAGCUGGCAGCCGCCUACAAGGAGGCUGAGGCCGGCCGCCGGGCCGAGGAGGGGCGCGCCCAAAUGCUGUCUGGUGAGUUGAGCCAGGUGCGACACGAAAUGGAGAAGCGCAUCUCCAUGAAGGAUGAAGAAAUCGAGUCCAUCAGGAAGUCGCUGACGGUCGAGAUUGAGCAGCUAAACGGCCGGCUGGCUGACGCCGAAGCCCGACUCAAGGCCGAGGUGAUCCGCAUCAAGAAGAAGAUGCAGAUCACCAUCACCGAGCUGGAGAUGUCUAUCGAUGUGGCCAACAAGAACAACAUCGAGCUGCAGAAGAAUGUCAAGAAGCUGUCGCUGCAGCUGACGGAGCUGCAGGCGCACUACGACGACGUCCAGCGCCAGCUGCAGGCAACGCUGGACCAGUACGGCAUCGCCCAGCGGCGCAUCCAGGCGCUGUCGGCUGAGGCGGAGGAGAUGCGCGGCAACCUGGACCAGGCUCAGCGCCUGAAGCGUUCGGCUGAGGAAACGUGCGAGGAGUUCCGCGUUCGCAUCAACGAGCUGCAGACGGUCAACGUCAACCUGACCAGCGUCAAGAGCAAGCUGGAGCAGGAGCUGGUUAACCUCACGUCUGACUAUGAUGAAGUCACCAAGGAACUCAGGGUGGUGGACGAAAGGUACAUGAAGGUGCAGAACGAGCUGAAGCACUCGGUUGAGAUGCUGACGGAGGAGCAGACGCGCAUCGUCAAGAUCGAGACCAUCAAAAAGUCGCUGGAGGUGGAGGUGAAGAACCUCACCAUCCGGCUGGAGGAAGUGGAGGCCAGCGCCAUAGCCGGCGGCAAGCGCGUCAUCAGCAAACUGGAGGCCCGCCUGCGCGACCUGGAGCUCGAGUUCGACAACGAGAAGCGGCGUCACGCCGAGACCCUCAAUCAGCUGCGCAAGAAGGAGCGCAAUGUGAAGGAGCUGAUGAUCCAGAUGGAGGAGGACCAGCAGAACAUCUUGAUGCUGCAGGAAACUCUCGACAAGCAGUCCCAGAAGGUAAACCUCUACAAGCGCCAGCUGCAGGACCAGGAGCAGAUGUCGUCGCAGAGCAUCACGCGCGCGCGCCACUUCCAGCGCGAGCUGGAGGCGGCUGAAGCUCGCGCCGAGAGCGCCGAGACCAACAUGAACAUGAUCCGCACCAAGCACCGCAGCUUUGUCACACAGUCGGCCGUGCCGGGUGGCUCCAUCACGGUGGUGCAGCAGACCCGGAGCGUCGAGCAGUGAGACGCGCCGCCAGUGCGCAUCCCGCCGAAGAGCGGCCCUCCCGGGCGCCGGCGGC